GUCAGCUGUCAAUUGUUGUCGAUAGUUUGUUGUUGUGAGUGUGUUAUUAAAAAACGCAAAAUCUUUUCCGGGAAGUGUAAUCCAAGAUAUUUUUACCGAAGUAGUGGGAUUUGACAACUAAAGUGAAGAUGGAUAUAUAUGGUUAUCCAGGUUUUCCGUAUAAUCAGUCGGAUGAAAUGGCGAAACAAAUGUUUGCACAUCAGGCAUUGGCUUCGUCAAUUCCUUUCAACCGUGCGUUAGCAGAGCCGCAUGCCAUGCCUGCACCCACGGGAGCACCAUGGAAUGUUCAGGGGUUGCCCUGGGGUAUGUCGUCACCGCCUCAGCUGGUACAGUUCACUGGUCAGCACCUGAACUCAGAGCAGAAGAUCAGUCCUGUAAUCCAUUGCAAGAGAAAGAGUUUGGAUGUAGAACCAGUCAUUCCAGCAAAACAACUGAUAACAGAAGAGAAAAUGGCCGCCCACCUGAACAGCCUCCACAUAUCGUCAGAGUACACGCCACAUGCACUAGCCAGCGAUGAAGUCAUGGACGUAGGCAUGGAACCUGUUACUGAGAAGCUGAAGGGUCACACAAUAGUCUUGAGCGAGGAGUUGAAGAAGUUGCAGGAGGAGCCUCUGUUACCUGCCUCUCUUAUUGAAAGAUUGGAGAAACCACACAUGUCACUAGUAGUUUGGAAACCAAGAGAGAGCAUUCUAGAAAAAUUAAAAGAUGACGAGAAGAAAGAAGAAGAAAAGCAGCCUAAAAGAAGAAAUGGUGUUCUAGUCCCCGCCCACCAGACUGUGUCAGAAGAUAUUGAGAUGUGAUACUGAUGUAAAAUGAUAGCACCAUAAGACUAACACUGUGUACCUUUCUGAAGAUUGUAUGUAAGUCAAUAUCAAGUUUAAGUUCUAAGUUUAUACCUUUGUUUUGGCAUUGUAGCUGUAGCUUAGUAUUUUGCUCUGAUUUGUUUUUUUUACAGUACAUAUUUACAGGUUUUAAAUAUUAAAUUGAAUGUCGAAUAUAACUGUCUGUUUCAUGUUAGAUUGUCUGUA
This is a messenger RNA of Helicoverpa armigera (cotton bollworm), 1028 nucleotides long. RefSeq lists its product as uncharacterized. The coding region runs from base 129 to 800 and encodes 223 amino acids. The record is from RefSeq and is a predicted model, not a curated record. The transcript is spliced from 3 exons. NCBI's taxonomy places the organism in Eukaryota, Metazoa, Arthropoda, Insecta, Lepidoptera, Noctuidae.